Molecule: messenger RNA, 815 nt
Organism: Cuscuta campestris
Lineage: Eukaryota; Viridiplantae; Streptophyta; Magnoliopsida; Solanales; Convolvulaceae
Source: the annotation of a GenBank genome assembly
GCAAAUGGCGACCACGCUUCCUUUCCUUCCAUCCUCCUUUCCGGUAACACAGUAAACUGAAGGGGCCAAUAAUAAUGGCCUCUCAUUUUCCCAUCUCCUCAACUCCGAUUCAAACAAAACAGACCAAAAUGGCCGGCAUUCAAACGCCGUCCGCCUUCCACUCCGCCGCAAUGCCCGGUUCCAGUGCCGCCGGCCUCCGGCGACCUCCGCCGGGACGCUUCUUCUUCUCCGUCGAGCCUUCAUCGUCCUUCUUCGCUCCGUCCUCAUCGUCUCUCUCGUUGCUCCCUCUGAAACCUAAGCGCCGCUCGGCUGCUCGGAAAAUCAGUAUGCGCGUUGAAUCUAGCAAGCAAGCUUACAUUUGUCGCGAUUGCGGGUACAUUUACAAUGAUAGAAAGCCUUUUGAGAAUUUGCCUGAUAAAUACUUCUGCCCUGUGUGUGGUGCCCCAAAGAGAAGAUUCAGAGCAUAUGAACCAACGGUGGCGAAAAAUGCCAAUGACACUUCCCUUAGGAAGGCCAGGAAAGAACAGUUGAAGAGAGACGAGUCGCUUGGUCGAGCACUGCCCGUGGCAAUCGUUGUUGGGGUUGCUGCACUUGCCGGUUUAUACUUUUAUCUGAACAAUAACUUCUAGGACUGAUUGUUAUGGAAGAUAUGCAAAAUGUAAUUUUCACAAAAAGAGGAUUGUAUGAAUGAAGAGGUUUUGAGUCUUCUCAUUGUACUUUUGUAUUCAUUUAUUGGUGUUUGGCUUCUUCCAUCUUUACACCUUACAAAUUUACAAAAGGUGAAAAUGAGGUAAAAAUAAGACUCAGUUCCUUGG